AUGAUUGAGUUUGCAAAAUUAUCGAAACAAGAGAAAGAGAAAUAUAUAAAAUUUUUGGUUGAUAACAAGAUUGAAUUUUAGCAAAGUGAUUAAGGAUUUACAGCAAGUUUUAAAGUAUAAAAUAAAGAAAAUGUGGAUCCGAGUCGAAAGUCAAUAGAAUAGAUAAAGCGAGCAUCUCCUCAUUAGAAAACACCAACAAGAUGUGUAUCACCUUUACGAAGAAAAUUUACAAGAGAGGAUGCAAUAAAUUUGAUAUAAGAGAUAUAUUCAAAGAAAUUUGAUGAUGCUUCAAAGUAAUUAAAGAUGAAAAAUGUUGUUAAUGAAGAUUUUGGUGUAUAUGUAAUGAGAUUUGCAUAGAACAAAUAAAUUGAUAUAAAGGAUUGUAUGUAAAUUUAGGAUGAAAAUGUAUUUCUUUUUAAAAAGUUUUUACAAAAGGAAUAUGAGGAAGAAGAUUUAAUGUAUUAUUUGUUUUUAAGAGCAAUAGUAGAAAAGGAAAUAGGUUAAUAGAUUUAUUAAUCUAAAAGAAGUUUGGAUCUUUAAAAAUAAUACUUAAGUAUAAGUUAAGUAUAAAGUAUAAUAUCUACAGUAUAUGAAAAUGAAGUAGAUGAGGUUUAGGAGUUAUUGGAAUAUUUUAGUAAGUAUUUUGAGAACAAUAGGAUAAGUGUAUUUGAUUUUAUGGGAUUAGCACUUGAUAAAUAUAGUAUUGAUCGCAAACCAUAAGACAAGAAGGUAUUAAUAAGUGAAGAGGUGAUAAAUGAGUUAAGGGGAUUCUUUUAUUAAGAAGUUGAGGAAUGCAAUGAGUAGUUAUUUGAGAAAGUGAAAUAGAUAAUGAAUGAUUUAUUAUAAAGUGUAUUUAGAUAAGACAAGAGAAUUUGGAUAAAUAGAGUAUAGAAUGCAAAACCAGAGGAUGUUUUAUAUUUAGAGGGAUUAUAGAAAUAAUUCAGAAAUAUGUAAGGAAGUAAAUGUGAGAUAAGAAAUUUGAGUAGAAAGAUAUUGUAAACACCUUAAUUGAGUAAAUGCUUUGUUAGAUUAUUGGAAUGA
Molecule: messenger RNA, 1041 nt
Organism: Paramecium sonneborni
Lineage: Eukaryota; Ciliophora; Oligohymenophorea; Peniculida; Parameciidae
Source: the annotation of a GenBank genome assembly